GGUGUGCCUGUAGAUAUAAACUCUGCCAGUACAGUUAAUGAUGAACAUAUUGUUCUCAAGUUGAAUUGCUGCUUAAUGUUUGGUGGUUUGUCUGGAAUGAUCAUGAAGAAACUAUUGUCUUUAGUAACAUGUGUCUGGAUUGCCUCUACUGCUGGGCAUGAAAUCUUCUCAUCAACAGAUCAAGUUAUGCAGCUUGUGGAGGAGGAAAGAUACCUUCUGGACAUCUUCAAGGAAUAUAUUGAUGCUGAAGAAGAGAAUUUAAACACACUCAAGGCCAUUCAUAAGAGACUUACACAGCUCUCAAACUUCGAGGACUCUGAGGAAAUCAUGAAUGACCCUGUUGCAGCUUACAAACUUAUCAGACGGCUGAGAAAUGAAUGGCUGUCUAUAGUAAACUCCACUCAAGAGAGUCUUUAUGAGGCCUUUCAAAACCUGUUGCACUCAGGUGUCCUGAAGAUACCAUCAAAUGAAGAUUUGGAGGGUGCAGCUUUAGGACUCAUUGAACUGCAAGACAUCUACAAACUCUAUCCAGAGGACAUGAUAGAAGGAUUUUUUAGUUCGGAUGAAGCUUUCCAUGUGGGGUUGGUCGCUUUUGAGCAGGAAAAAUUCCAGUUUGCCUUUCACUGGUUUCUCUACAGUCUAGAAAUGCUAUAUCAAGAUUCCUCGGUUACCAAACAACAGUUGCUUUAUCACCUAAGCUUUUCAGCAUAUAAAUUUGGAAGUCUAUCUGUGGCAAUCAACUUCAUCAUACAGCAUCUAAAUCUGGACCCGACUGAUGAGAAUGCUAGCUAUAUACUGACGUUGUACAGAACACUUCAACAUUUAAGAUCUUCAGACCCUGAUAUAUAUACACUGAAUACAGAGUCAACUGACUCCUAUGGGGCUUUGUGCAGGGGAGAGGUUGAUCGGAGGACCUCCAGGAGGCAGAGAGCACUGUCCUGUAGAUACAGCACAGGCGGAGGAAACCCCAGACUGAUUUUGGCACCAUUGAAAGAGGAGAUUGAGUGGGAUGAACCCCAAAUCAUCAGAUAUCAUGACAUAAUAUCAGACAAAGAGAUUGAGAUCCUAAAGAAUCUCUCAAGGCCUCAGCUUUCCAGGUCUAUGAUUUAUUCAGGCAUCUCAAAAAUCCGUGUUUCUCAAAGUGUUUUUCUGGAUGAAGACGACGCUGUGGUUGCUCGUGUCACUCAGAGGAUCGCAGACGCUACAGGACUCUCUAUGGAAACAGCUGAAAAGCUACAUGUUCAGAAUUAUGGGAUUGGUGGCAAAUAUGAACCACAUUAUGAUGCAUGGUAUCAAGUGAAUGAAAGGAUUGCUACAUUCCUAAUUUAUAUGAGUGAUGUCAAGAUCGGAGGCGCCACUGUGUUUCCUAAAGUUGGAGUUGCACUACAACCUAAAAAGGGUUCAGCUGUGUUUUGGUACAACCUUGAAAAGAAUGGUGAUGUGGAUUUGAGAACAGAGCAUGCUGGAUGUCCUGUCUUUGUCGGUAAUAAAUGGGUGGCUAACAAAUGGAUCCAUGAGUUUGGGCAGGAGUUCAGGAGACCCUGUUCACUGUCAGAGUGGGAGUAAAAGGCAUACUACAGGACCUGCAACCCUUUACAAAGAAAUUUUAUUUUUUUAUUUAUAUGUAAGAAACAUACAGAUGUAUACCAUAUACAGACUCAAAU
This is a messenger RNA of Paramisgurnus dabryanus, 1664 nucleotides long. Its product is annotated as prolyl 4-hydroxylase subunit alpha-1-like. Gene Ontology annotation, biological process: peptidyl-proline hydroxylation to 4-hydroxy-L-proline. Gene Ontology annotation, molecular function: iron ion binding; procollagen-proline 4-dioxygenase activity; protein binding. Gene Ontology annotation, cellular component: endoplasmic reticulum. NCBI's taxonomy places the organism in Eukaryota, Metazoa, Chordata, Actinopteri, Cypriniformes, Cobitidae. The record is from RefSeq and is a predicted model, not a curated record.